This is a messenger RNA of Ceratitis capitata (Mediterranean fruit fly), 782 nucleotides long. RefSeq names its product enhancer of split m4 protein (gene E(spl)m4-BFM). The transcript has a single exon. Bases 123 to 620 code for a protein of 165 amino acids. The record is from RefSeq and is a predicted model, not a curated record. Lineage: Eukaryota; Metazoa; Arthropoda; Insecta; Diptera; Tephritidae. Gene Ontology annotation, biological process: Notch signaling pathway; sensory organ development.
CAUUCGUACAGUGAGCAACACAGCACACAGCACACAGCACAAUAUAGCAGAGUUUAGCUGAGUCUUUGAAUAUUUCGUAUAUUUUUAAAGCAAAAGCAAAAGAAAAACAGAAAAUCAACAAAAUGUACACAGUCGAGUACGAGAACAACAUGAACAUGAGCGCCGAGCAGAAGCAACAGAAGAAAGCCAGCUAUAGCAUUAAGCGUUUGCUGAAGCAACUCUUCAAACAACACAAUAAAUCACAAGCACAGAAGCAGCAGCAACAACAAGCAUUAAUCGAAAAUUUCGAGAAUACAAAGAAGGCCAACUCUCUGGAAUCACUCGAGUCAUUGGAGAAUUCACGCAAUGCCGAUCUGGAGUCUGAAGCUGAAUGCAUCUCUCUUGAGUCCACAGAGAAUGAUGCUAACGAGCGUUUGGCCGCCUCUUGCGAAUUGGAAGAUUAUGAAUUUGCCGAUAUCACCACCGUACCAGUACAUUUUCUACGCACAGCUCAUGGCACCUUCUUUUGGACCGCCAACAGUGAUAUGCCCGCUGAUAAUGAUCUUAUCGAACCAUUGUACUGCAGCACUGGCAAUCAAAUCGCCACAAGUCAAAUGCAAGAUCGUUGGGCACAAGCUUAGUUGGUGUGUGGAGCGUGAAGCGGAAAAGUGGUGGUGAUAGAGCAACGAUGAUGAUGUCUUCCAGAUCUACACAUAUUAGAUCAUGCUGAGAAACGAAAAGCUUUAUUUCUUUGUGAUAUUUUGAAAAUAUUUAUGUUGUAUUGAAAAGAAUUUUUAAAUUAA